This is a messenger RNA of Dermochelys coriacea (leatherback sea turtle), 1634 nucleotides long. RefSeq names its product BLOC-1 related complex subunit 5 (gene BORCS5). Gene Ontology annotation, biological process: positive regulation of anterograde synaptic vesicle transport; organelle transport along microtubule; lysosome localization. Gene Ontology annotation, cellular component: synaptic vesicle membrane; cytoplasmic side of lysosomal membrane; BORC complex. The record is from RefSeq and is a predicted model, not a curated record. The transcript has 5 exons. Lineage: Eukaryota; Metazoa; Chordata; Testudines; Dermochelyidae. Bases 316 to 996 code for a protein of 226 amino acids.
CUCCUGACCCAGGAACAGAAACCGGCUCCUGGCUGGCGGCGGCAACCCGGAAGGCGUGGCCCGGCGGGCUCCCUGCGUUUAGUCACGCACGGAGGCGGCCGCAGGCGGGGCGCUUUCUUUCGGGCCGAGCCGCUGUCGCUGCGCCGCAGCCCCGUCUCCCUGGGCAGCGGGAGCAGGGCGGCGGCGGCCCUGGGGCCGCGGGUGGGGGGGGGCUUGGUUUCCGGGGCAGGUCGCGGCCCUUGCUUCCCCCCGGGGCGGGUGUUUGCAGCGGCGAAGAGGUGCUAGGGCGAAUCCGCCAGCACAGCAGCGGCCACCAUGGGAGCUGAGCAAAGUGCAGAAGCUGAGAACCGGCCAAAUGAUCUGAGCAGUUCAGCAUCUCCUUCUCCAGCCAAGCAACGAGCUAAAAUGGAUGAUAUUGUGGUGGUGGCUCCGGGAACACAGUCCUCGCGGAAUGUAAGCAAUGAUCCUGAUGUGAUAAAAUUGCAAGAGAUUCCAACUUUCCAGCCCCUUUUGACAGGUCUCAUUGCUUUGGUGACUGGAUGGGAAGCAGGAAAAGUAUUUCCUAGUCCUGAGCAAUGCAAUUCCAUUGCAGCUUGGAAAGCAGCAGGACUGCUCAGUGGACAGACUUCCCCUACAAACAGCAAAUUGGAGAAGCUGGACUCUCAGCAAGUGUUACAGCUGUGCCUCCGAUACCAAGAUCACCUUCAUCAGUGUGCAGAAGCUGUUGCCUUUGAUCAGAAUGCUCUAGUGAAACGAAUCAAAGAGAUGGACCUCUCAGUGGAAACUCUCUAUAGCUUUAUGCAGGAGCGCCAGAAAAGGUACGCCAAGUAUGCAGAGCAGAUCCAAAAGGUCAACGAGAUGUCUGCGAUCCUCCGCCGCAUACAGAUGGGCAUUGACCAGACGGUCCCUCUAAUGGAGAAGCUAAACAGCAUGCUGCCUGAAAGCGAGAGGCUGGAACCCUUCACCAUGAAACCUGACAGGGAGCUCAAGCUAUAGUCGCUCCAAACUCCCUUUCCUCACCUUCUCGUUCAAACAUUCAGCACAACGCCACGCUUCCAGCACGCCCAAUUGGCAGUCACUUGGAACAGACCGCUUUGCUGCCUGACUUUUUGCCAGGCUUUAAGAGGAAGAGCUGUCUCAGCUGCCAGAACUGUGAAUUGAAACUGUACAGCCAGGAAUAAAGGAGCUCCCUAUUCGGAUUGUUUGGAGAAGAAAAUUUACCCUUCCUUUAUCCCCAUAGCACCACCAUCUGUACUGAAAUAUGUGCUUCAUUCCUGUAACUAGAUUCAGCCUCAGAGAGGAGCGAUUCCUCCACCUGAUCUUUUUAGAAAAAAUUCAAAGGGGUAUUGGGUGUAAUAAACCCUGUAAUGUACUUUCCAUGCCACUGGAGAAGUGGACAAUUAGAUGGCUGGCAGAUAUUUACAAUAUUCUCCAGCCCUGGAAACAUGUAUAUUUUGUAGGUGAAAAUGUGGAACCAGGAACAGGCUUAUUAAAACUGCCUGUUGUUGUAAUUAACAUGGUUUGCGUGGCAAGGAAGUUUCCCUUUCAGUUCUAGUCAGCAUCUCUUUCCUUGAAGCUCCUGUUUUUAUGGUCUUACUAAUUUGUGGGGCUGUAAAUGAAUAACUGUUCCAGUU